Messenger RNA from Argiope bruennichi, 1191 nucleotides. Its product is annotated as DNA-directed RNA polymerase II subunit RPB1-like. NCBI's taxonomy places the organism in Eukaryota, Metazoa, Arthropoda, Arachnida, Araneae, Araneidae. The transcript has a single exon. The coding region runs from base 1 to 1191 and encodes 396 amino acids. The record is from RefSeq and is a predicted model, not a curated record.
AUGCCGCACAAAUUCUCACCCUCCAAACCGUACCACACUCCACAAAUUCUCACCCUCCAAACCGUACCACACUCCACAAAUUCUCACCCUCCAAACCGUACCACACUCCACAAAUUCUCACCCUCCAAACCGUACCACACUCCACAAAUUCUCACCCUCCAAACCGUACCACACUCCACAAAUUCUCACCCUCCAAACCGUACCACACUCCACAAAUUCUCACCCUCCAAACCGUACCACACUCCACAAAUUCUCACCCUCCAAACCGUACCACACUCCACAAAUUCUCACCCUCCAAACCGUACCACACUCCACAAAUUCUCACCCUCCAAACCGUACCACACUCCACAAAUUCUCACCCUCCAAACCGUACCACACUCCACAAAUUCUCACCCUCCAAACCGUACCACACUCCACAAAUUCUCACCCUCCAAACCGUACCACACUCCACAAAUUCUCACCCUCCAAACCGUACCACACUCCACAAAUUCUCACCCUCCAAACCGUACCACACUCCACAAAUUCUCACCCUCCAAACCGUACCACACUCCACAAAUUCUCACCCUCCAAACCGUACCACACUCCACAAAUUCUCACCCUCCAAACCGUACCACACUCCACAAAUUCUCACCCUCCAAACCGUACCACACUCCACAAAUUCUCACCCUCCAAACCGUACCACACUCCACAAAUUCUCACCCUCCAAACCGUACCACACUCCACAAAUUCUCACCCUCCAAACCGUACCACACUCCACAAAUUCUCACCCUCCAAACCGUACCACACUCCACAAAUUCUCACCCUCCAAACCGUACCACACUCCACAAAUUCUCACCCUCCAAACCGUACCACACUCCACAAAUUCUCACCCUCCAAACCGUACCACACUCCACAAAUUCUCACCCUCCAAACCGUACCACACUCCACAAAUUCUCACCCUCCAAACCGUACCACACUCCACAAAUUCUCACCCUCCAAACCGUACCACACUCCACAAAUUCUCACCCUCCAAACCAUACCACACUCCACAAAUUCUUACACUCCAAACCAUACCACACUCCACCAUACUAUACCAUACCACACCUCAAAUUCUACACUCCACACCUAACCAAUCCACACCACAUCAUUAUUAUUCACAAAUUUACUCCAAACCAUACCACGCCACAUUCCACUAAGCGCACAAUACCAUAG